Messenger RNA from Durusdinium trenchii, 1446 nucleotides. Lineage: Eukaryota; Dinophyceae; Suessiales; Symbiodiniaceae. The record is from the annotation of a GenBank genome assembly.
AUGCCGUUGAUUUGUCUUCUGACGGCCGCCGAUCUCACGCAGCAGUGUGAGCAAGCGCCGCAAGUGGCGAACUCCAUGCUGGUCCUGGAUUGGGACAACGAACGAGCACAGGACCUGUUGAACUUUAUGUCACGCUGCCAACUGGGCUUCUUCGUGAACGACAUGCGGGUCUCGCCGGCGGCGGUGCCGCGGAAGGAUGGACCCAGCGAGCCAAGCGGGCCAUUGAGCCAAGGCUUGAGCCAAGGCAAAGAAGUCGUGGCUAAGCAAGGCAGCAAGUCCAAGCUGGGUGAAGUGAGAAGCCUUCUUCAGAAGAGGUAUCACAACUCAGAGAUGAGACCCGAUGAUCUCGAUGACCACGAGCGGCUGCCGAAGGAGACGGAGGCUUGGCCUCAACUCUUCCCUCCCGCCAAUGCCACCGCUCAGCUGCGGCAUGACACGGAGAAAGCCGCAGCGGUGGCGAUGCAAGCAGGGGAUUUCACCAACGCCAUCAACGUCUAUACCGAGGCGAUGAAGAAAGGCGGCUCCAAUCCCCAGAUGCUUUGCACCCGUGCUGCCUUACUGCUGAAGAUGAAGCGGCCCUGCGCGGCGCUCCGCGACUGUUCAGCGGCCUUAAAGAUCAACAAUCACAUGGUGAAGGCCUACCGCUUGCGCGGCAUGGCGCACCGUCGCUUGGGCCAUUGGAAGAAAUCCUACCGGGACCUCACUGAGGCCCAACAUCUCAAGUUCGACCCAGACACCUCGGAGAUGCACAAGCUCGUGGCGGGCAAGUUAGGGGUCACGCUCACCGGGCCGAAGGGCACCGAGGCAGAGCGGAAGAAGAAGAGGCCUCGAGAGUCACGGUCGCCGCCGCCACGGAUGUCAGUGCCGGAUCCGAUCAUCCCCGAGAUCUACUUCCCUCCGCCGGUGGCUGCACCGGAGCAGCCUCUGGAGAAGGGACAAGCUGUGCUCCUGGUAGGCCUUCAAAAGGCUCCGCACCUCAAUGGUCGAAGAGGGGUGGUGGAGCGCGAGGAUCCACGGCCCGCGUCCAAAGGACGAUGGGAGGUGGAGAUCCGAUUGGAUGGGGGACUCUUAGAGGUGAAAAGCAUCAAGAGAGAGAAUAUCCAGACCCUCAACAAGGUGGAUCGAGAAGCCUGCAAGGCUUGGGGCAAAGCAGAAAAGGCCCAUAAAGAAGCCAGGGAGACGCGAGAGCAGCAGGAGGAGAUCCAGAAGUACCGCAAGGUGGUGGAGGCGAAACUCUCGAAGUUGGAUAUCUCGGACAAAGCCAAGAACCUCCUGCGGACCUUGGGACCUGAGCAAUCCCUGAGCGUGCUGGAUCGCUGCGAGGGCCCGGGUGUCGCGGACCUCAGUAGCUUCGUUGUAACCCAGGCGAAGCUGUUGCUGGGGCAAGACGACUCGGACUCCGAGAAAGAAGGGGAGCCGGAGGCGAAGAAGGCGAAGGAAGUAUGA